CUUUUUAUUAAUUCUCUUUAUCUUCUCUUAUGCAGGUUACAGAUAGAAGAAUCCUCUAAACCUGUAAGGCUGUCACAGCAGCUGGAGAAAGCUGUGACCACCAACUAUAAACCAGUGGCUAACCAUCAAUACAAUAUUGAGUAUGAGAAGAGGAAGAAGGAAGAUGGAAAACGGGCUCGAGCUGAUAAACAGCAAGUGCUGGACAUGCUUUUUUCAGCCUUUGAGAAGCAUCAGUAUUACAACAUCAAAGACCUGGUGGACAUCACCAAACAGCCAGUG
This is a messenger RNA of Merops nubicus (carmine bee-eater), 279 nucleotides long. Its product is annotated as general transcription factor IIF subunit 2-like. The record is from RefSeq and is a predicted model, not a curated record. The annotation marks the transcript as partial. NCBI's taxonomy places the organism in Eukaryota, Metazoa, Chordata, Aves, Coraciiformes, Meropidae. Gene Ontology annotation, biological process: transcription initiation at RNA polymerase II promoter; transcription by RNA polymerase II. The transcript is spliced from 2 exons. Gene Ontology annotation, cellular component: transcription factor TFIIF complex.